Varanus komodoensis (Komodo dragon) is the source of this 2953-nucleotide messenger RNA. It is a transcript of the gene RAB12, whose product is annotated as RAB12, member RAS oncogene family. The record is from RefSeq and is a predicted model, not a curated record. Lineage: Eukaryota; Metazoa; Chordata; Lepidosauria; Squamata; Varanidae. Gene Ontology annotation, biological process: protein secretion; cellular response to insulin stimulus; protein localization to plasma membrane. Gene Ontology annotation, cellular component: trans-Golgi network transport vesicle; plasma membrane; endosome. Gene Ontology annotation, molecular function: GTP binding; GTPase activity. The transcript is spliced from 6 exons. Bases 136 to 900 code for a protein of 254 amino acids.
CAGACUGGCUGGAGCCCCGGUUCCCCUUCCCAGGCCGGGCAGGACGCGGUGGGAGAGGGCGAGCGAGGGCGGCCGGGCCUGGGCCGGGCCCUGACUGAGGUGGCGGGUAGCGGGGCGCGCGAGCCGCAUGAGUGGAUGGAGCCGGGCUCGGGGCUGCAGCGGCGGGGGCCGGGGCUCGGCGGCGGCGGCGGCGGCGGCGGCGGCGGCCUGGGCUCGGCCGGGGGCUCUCCCGCGCUCUCGGGGCCUCUGGCCCGCCGCAGGAAGCAGCCGCCGCGCCCGGCGGACUUCAAGCUGCAGGUGAUCAUCAUCGGCUCCCGCGGCGUCGGCAAGACCAGCCUGAUGGAGCGCUUCACCGACGAUACCUUCUGCGAGGCCUGCAAGUCCACCGUAGGUGUUGAUUUUAAAAUCAAAACAGUAGAGCUAAGAGGAAAGAAAAUUAGAUUACAAAUCUGGGACACAGCAGGUCAGGAAAGAUUCAACAGCAUUACCUCAGCUUAUUACAGAAGUGCCAAGGGAAUUAUAUUGGUGUAUGAUAUCACGAAGAAGGAGACAUUUGAUGAUUUGCCAAAAUGGAUGAAAAUGAUUGAUAAGUAUGCCUCAGAAGAUGCUGAGCUUCUACUGGUUGGAAAUAAAUUAGACUGUGAAGUGGACAGAGAGAUUAGUCGGCAACAGGGGGAAAAAUUUGCACAGCAGAUAACUGGGAUGCGGUUUUGUGAAGCUAGUGCCAAGGACAAUUUUAAUGUGGAUGAAAUAUUCCUGAAAUUAGUUGAUGACAUCCUAAGAAAGAUGCCUUUGGAUGUAAUAAGGAAUGAAUUGUCCAACAGUAUCCUGUCUCUACAACCAGAGCCAGAAAUUCCACCAGAACUGCCUCCUCCAAGACCUCAUGUUCGUUGUUGCUGACUUGCUGCUUUGUCCAGGGGAAGGAAAGAAGGAAAAAAGCACCUGACUACUCUGCACUACAAUCAUGUGGCAGUUCUUUGUUGCACUUUGAUUCAGAGUCAGAGCUAUACACUAAUUUGUAAAUAUGCAAAUAUGCAAACCUGGGUAGGAUUCAGCUAUAACUGGUUAAGUAUUUCCCUUCCCACAAGUGUUUUUCACUCCUCUUUCCCAGUACUAUAAAUAUUGUAUAAUUGGCUGAGAAAUACGGCACUCCCAAACCUAGGAUGUAAGAAAUUAAAUGCGUACAUUACUUAUUCUGAACAUAAAUGUUGUAAUAGUCCUUGAUAUAAACAGAAUCUCUUCUAGUAUAUGGUGCUUUGCUAGCUUUUUUUUAAAGAUAAUUUUUACAGUUUAGACUUACAUGUAUAAAGAUUUCUUAAGCAGCUUUGUUUCCCACAAAAACUCAAAAGAAAUUGUUUGAUGUAGGAUCUUAAGAUGACUGACAGCACAAUUCUAUGCAUGAUUACUCAGAAGUUCUACUUUGUUACUGGCGCCUAAAUCCAUGUACGGGGCAUCAGAUUACAGACUGAGAGUCAAACCACCAAAUGCUGCUGCUGUGCACCCUCCAUUCAUUUCAGUGGAGCUUACCAUUGAAAUGAACAGGCAUUAUAUAGCAACAGAAUCCAUCGGAUUGUGUCCUGAACAUGCGGCAAAUAGUUAUUUCCAGCGGUUCUUUAUUAUUUAUUAAAUUUCAUGCUAGGUUGUUUGUGUGAGUGUGUAGUGAUGCACUGCAUUCUGCGCAGUUUUUAAAGGUCAAAUUGUCAACUUGCUCAGUCAGUUUUCCCCAAGUAUAAAUUAGCAGUCAGAUUCUGUAUAAAGCAGAGAUAUAUUUGCAAUUUAUUUUAAAAAAAGAUAUAAAAGGCAUUGCUGCUGUCCUAGAUGAAUUUUUAAAAAAUCAUUUUUAGGACAUUUCCUGAUGAGGAAUAGAUGUUUAUUUGUCUGAAAAAAUGAGAUAAGUUUUGUUAAAAUAUACUUUUUCUAAUAGAUGCGUGUAUUCCUUUCAAAUAUGCUGUGUUAAAGGGUUUUUUGUUUUUGUCUGAAUGAAUUUGUGAAUUAUAUCUUUUUGGUAUAUCUUUUAUUAAAACUGCACUGUAUAGUUUAGCUGUGGUAAACCAGUAGCUGCGUAUUUGAAUAACUUGAUGUGUCCUAAAUGUUUGUUGUGGUAUCGAAAACAUUGUCAUUCUAAACUAAGGACAUGCCAAUAAAUUUUGUAUUUAUGAAUGACAAUGAAACUGCAUCUCUUAUUAGAAUGGCAAAUAUCAAAUGCUGGCCAAAAAUGGAAAAUCAAUCUUUGGAAAACAUUUUUAAAAAUCACUUCCUACCUGGUAAUAGAAGGAUAACUGAAUGUGUUGACCUGCAGCAUGAUCCUAAGCAUGUUUUCACUUAUGAGUUCUGCAGAGCUCUAUGGGAUAACUUCUUCGUAAGUGUUCAGGACUGAGGCCUUAGCCAGACUUGUGCCCUCUAUUGCCAUGAGAGUUGCCUGUUGCAGUAGCUCAGCAGCCAGUAGCAAAAGUACUGAUAACUCAUGCAGCAUAAAAUGAAGCCACUGGCUUUCAAAAUUCAAAUUGCCACUUUUAUUUCCUAGUGCCUGAGACUUUGUUCUAUGUGCUAAGCAAGUUGUCUGAUAAAGCAGUGUCCAGUUAUUUUCCUGGUAUCUUCAGGUUUCUGGAGUUAAAUAAUUGAGUGCAUUUUAAGUAUGGCUGGUCUUGGUAUACCUCUUGGAUCAUUUAGUUUCAACUAAUAAAAGAUGCACAAUUGAAAUGUAUUAUUUCUGCUACCACAAUGUGCCUAUACAUUCUGCACACCUACAAUGUGUGGCUUUCUAUAGUAUUGGCUAGAUGAAUUUUGCCAUUUUUGUAGCACUGGUAGGACUGUAAUAAUGCUGUGGGCAGUAACAGUGGAAAGGAACUUAUGGACAAUAAGUUUAAACUGGACAAGCAUUUAGGUGAUUUCCCUGUAUUUUUAAAAAAUAUGUGUUUUGCCUUCAGUUCUUGAAUAAAAAUAUAAGAAAACA